Spirodela intermedia is the source of this 10782-nucleotide messenger RNA. Lineage: Eukaryota; Viridiplantae; Streptophyta; Magnoliopsida; Alismatales; Araceae. The record is from the annotation of a GenBank genome assembly.
AUGGCUGCCGGAGACGAUUCGGUUAAGGAUUUCGCUCCGAAGGGGAAGAAAUCAUCUUCCAAAGACGACCAGAGGUCGGUCCCUUUUUUUAACCUAUUUCGGUCUCCGUUCGGUAACGAGGAAGGCAUUAUUUAGACGAACAACACGACUGAGAAAUCGCAGAGCUGAUUGUGGGAUUCGAAUUGACCUAUGCCGUGACAAUGCCGGGUGAAAGUUACUGAGAAUAUGGACGUUGAUGUGAGCUUUUAGUGAAACUAAUGUGAAGGAGAAUCAGUAAUUUUAUAUUUCUCGGGGAAUUCUGAGAUUUUUAAUUCUCUUUUUCUUUACGCGUCGAUUCCUCGGCAACUCUUACAAGAUUGGUCGUUUAUUAUAUCUGCCAUAUAUUUCCCUAAAUGAAUGAUAUGAUUGGAUUGAUGGCAUCCGACGUAUUCCUUCUGAGCUCCCUGGGAUAUUUCUUCUCAGGAGAAAAAAUAUGCCACCCGGAAGUCUGAUGAAAGCAGUCAUAAGGUCGGGAGUGGACUCAACAAAACCGGCUGAAGGAGAUCAGGUUUGCGUUGGUCAUCCCUCACAUAUCUUUUUUAAGUCUGAAAUGUUUAUGCCAUGAUUGAACUUUGUGACUUAUUAAAUCAUGGAAAUCAAUGCGUCUUUGUCUUUUUGAGGACAUAUACAAUCCACGUAGAAAACACGAAUAUUUGUUUUUUUUUUUUUACUAACGAUGUCUGAUUUUCAGUCGGGAGAAAUUCCAUGGUAUACUAACCGAGGUCUAUUUUAGUUUCUCUUCAUUAAAUUGUAGCUAUAGCGUCAUUUGCUCAUGAUUUAUUAGUACAGGACGAUCUUUCACAAAAAUGUCAUCCACCCUUAUUAGUGUCUACAGUGAAAGUUGUACUUUCUGUUUAGCUGGUAACGUCUCUUGGGUCACAUAGAGCUGAAUCCUUUGAUCCAUCACUAAAUGAAACCACUUUUUUUUCCUGAAGUACCUGAAAUAAAUGUGUGCAUCUACUGGAAAGAGUCUUGCGUACAUUUUUUCUUAACUAGCUGUCCAGAAUUAUUUUUAAUAUUAUCUUUUUUCUUAGGAAAUAUUAGAGCCAGGAACCGAAUGUAAAGUUUCAGUCGUCAGUAUUUGUUAUGGUGACUCUCUGAACAUAACUUAUUUUAUCCAGGGCUCACUGGUCUAAGGUUAUGAUUUGCAUUACUAUUUUUGUGAAGAGCCCGAACUUCUAAGCUGCUUUAUUGACUUAAGCCUCGAUGAUUUGCUCUGUUUGUUUUUUAUCAACUUCUAACUUCGUAAGGAUACUCGUCGUGUUUUGCAGACCAUUAGCUAAAACGUGACCAUAGGUUGCUUUUCAUGUCUGGAUGCCUCUCCUUAUACCUCGCAUGCUCAUUUUAUGGUAAUUGAACUUUUUUCUUCAAACUUCCGAUAACAUCUCUAAUUUGAGUUGACAACUUUCAGGUAAUAGUUCAUUGCACAGUUAGGACAGUUGAUGGGGUGAUUGUCGAAUCUAGUCGAGCAGAGAAUGGAGGUAAGUAUAAUUCAUAUAUAUCCUGUUUAGUUUUAUAUUUGAAUGGAUUUAUCUCGUCAAUGUACUCCUGAAAGAGGCAUCUCAAUGGCAUGGGUUUUAUACAUGGAUCGAAUUAUUUUGAAUUUAUACCAGAUCAAAAUCAGUCGAUCUCCUUAAGACUCAUGUAAAAGAAAAUACGGUUUUCUGUUUUCAUCACAAAAACAAUACAAACUGUCAGCUUAUAAAUGAAGGAUCUGUUGCUAGUGUUACAGCUUAGAGAAGAGCCAGCUUAGAGAUCAUGCAUGAAGAAUUGUGGCGGUUGCUUUCUGCCAGCAAUGUUGUUUGACAUCCGGAAAGAAAGGAAUAGGAAGCUUAGAGAAAGAUUUCGGAAAAUCUCUGACAUUACAGAGAAAGAAAUACUAUUUAUACAAGGGUGGUAUGGGGUCCUCAGGUUGUGAGCGCAGCCGACAGAUGGUCUUAAAAUAUGACACACUUUGAUAGGCUAAAAGGACGCAGUGGUCUAGUAUUUUCCCGGCGGUGAUCAUGAGUAACUUGAUGCUUUAGACUGGAUUGGUCUCGGGACUUUUUUGGCCGGGAACCCUUGGCCUUUCGAGAUAGUGCUAUCCCAGCGGUGCUGCUUGUGUUUAUGUUGUUGUUCGCUCGCCUCUGUUCGAAACCAUUCUCUUCAAUAUAAUAGAUUGCGUCUUCUCUUAUGUUAGUUGAAUAAGAUUUCCAUUUUGUGGCUUCUUAAAUAUUCUUGCUCUCAUUCUCAGGCAAAGGGAUUCCCAUUAGAUAUGUUCUGGGGAAGAGCAAUAUGUUGAUUGGCUUGGUGGAAGGCAUACCAACAAUGCAGCGUGGUGAAGUAGCAAUGGUAUUUUAUGGAAACUUUUCUGGUAAUUCAGAGUCCUUGCUUUUAGGUACAAACAUAGAAAUUUCUUGAGUAAAAUGGCCACUGCAUCUGGCAUCGUUUGCUUGAAAACUAUAAAAAUCUAUGUUUCCUUAUGAAAGUACUUGUCGUUGGGGUAGAUGCUACUUAAAAACUGUGAUUGAAUUGUUACAGCUUCUUAGUAGUUUGUUUAGCCUUUAAGCAUCACCUUGCUAUUUCAAACGAGAGUAACUGUGAAACCUUCAUGGAUAUAUUCUUAUUUGGAUGAUUACUUGCAUCAUUAUCGCCUUUAGUUCCUUACUUGUAUUGUUUUAUGUAAUAAAACAACGUUAAUCUCUUAAUAUGCAUACAAAAAUUCUCAGUUCUUGUCUAAGAUUCAAGUUUUCAUUUUUUUUCAUUUUAAAGUUUCUGGAAGAAUGAACUGGUUUUCCUUAUCCAAAGAUAUUUUUUCUCACACAGUUCAAAUUGAAGUCUGAAGUACACUAUGGUGAGGCUGACUGUCCAGUAACAGCUCCAGACGGUUUCCCAAAACAGGAUGAACUUCAGUUCGAAAUCGAACUGCUAGAUUUCUUUAAAGCAAGGGUAACUGAUAUCCAUUUGUUGAACUUCACCGUGCAGACUCUCUCCUCCAUUGUCUAAAUAGUUAUAACUAUUUUUUCCUUUCCUGCUUUGUGUCACCGUUGAACUGUGUCUCUGGUUUGGUCUUGGAUAUGUUUUGCUAUCUGGUGAAUUAUGAUAUUUUCUUUCACAUGCCUUUUCUUGAUAAUGUAUGAAGGCUUAAUGCUCUGCAUUCGAAAUAUUGAAGAGAUUGGAUCCCGCCCCCAAAAAGAGAGGGAGACCCAUAGCCCAUGAAAGAGAGCUUAUCUUGCGCUCGACAUUUUCUUCCAUUUUGCAAUCUAUAAAAGUUCUCUUCCCAUGGAUGAACCUUCUAACACAGUAUAAUAUCAUGCUGAUUCAAGGAUAGUUAUAGCUGCGAAAUCACCAAGGUUAUGAAUUAAUGUGGACUUUUGAAAAUCCCUGGCACAAUAGACAAAGUGUGAUGAUAAAAAAUACGGAGUUCUUCUACUUACACAUUUACGUCUAGAGAGAAAUUUUCAGGUUAUCCUAUAAAUUUUCUGCCGACUCAAAUUUAAUUAUACUCGUAAAUGUAUGCCACAGUAUGAUAACAGGAAUUUAGUCGUUGUCAAUUUUGGAAUGCGUUUAUUUGCUUACUCUCUGUCUCUCUCUGUCUCUCUCUCUCUCUAAUGGUCCAAGGAAGAGUAAAUCAUCUAUAAUGUAUUGAUGCAUCCUAAGAAUGUUCAAUAUUGAGGUGCAUUGUUCUCUCUCGGUUAAUGGCUUUCAAGACUGACGUGGAAAGAUUUGCUUAAUGUCUCCCUCCCCGGGGCAUGCACGGUGAAGGCUGACUUCAAUGUCUCAUAACUUUAAUAAGGGUUGACUUCAAAGUCAGCAUUUUGAGGUGGGUCUAUUUUACUUGGACCGAGGGUUCUCCAGACAAUAAAGUGUAAGGCUUCAUUAAUAACUGGGGCAUAAAUUAUCACCUACCUCUUGAUUGUACCCUCGGUAGAAUCACCUUUUGGUCGUAUUAAUAUUUAGUCCACCAUCAAAAUAAAAAGUCUUGGAGCUUUCUGAUGUACAUUAUCUGUGCCACUGUAAUCCUUAACUAGAUCAGAUAAACGUUCAUCUUUUGUAGUUGCGCUAUCAAUGUUGGUGCUGCCUGACAGAUCCUCUAUAUAAAUUGUCUUGAUUAUCUCUAAAUCUAUUUACAAUCAUUAACCUUUGUAUUUUUUCAUCCUUUCUUGAUUCUUCGGCGACAAUAAAUUGUAAAAACUAAUUCAAUUAUUUUUUACUCCAUUUUUUCAGGUAAUUAAUGAUGAUUUAGGGAUCGUGAAGAAGGUAUUGAUGACUAGUAUGUGCUGUUUUCGUUUUUCGUCCUUUCAGAAUGCAUGGUUCUCUAGGAUUUGGAAGAUAAACACCCAAUAACUUGGGUAUUCAUAGCUCUCAAUUGAAUAUUCUGAAAAAACUUGAAAAUGAGGUAUUUGGUUCAGUAUCUUCGUAGCUUUGCUCGUUAUGAGCUGAUAAUGUUGGCCGAGUAUGCAUGUACAUCAAGAUUCAGCUUCUCAUGUAUGAAACCAAAAUCUAGUCUCAUUUUGAUACCAUUUUAUUAGAAGCAGGUUAAAGUUGCAUUUUCUUUUUCAGGUCAAAUAGGUUAGGGGCUUUGCAUGUUAUGGUACACCCUCGAGUUAGUCAUAGUGGAGAGCCUGUUAUCUUAAUAGAUACAAAUGUUAAAUGGCGUUCGACCGUGUAUGUUUCGGAAUGAGAGUAGGUUUGAGCUCUUACAGUCUAUGCUUUGUCAAAAUAUUUUAAAUGGCAUGAUUUUUUAUUUAUCACUUCAGAUAACGGAUGAAGGGCAAGGAUGGGAAACGCCAAGGGAUCUUUAUGAAGUGAAAUCAUGGUGAAUAUUUGCUAUCUUUCUUCUAACAAUUGCAUUUUUUUCUUGAUGUAAAUUAUGUACUAUGCUUUCCUUUCUACCACUUUUUCUUCUAUUCCUUCCCUUUACGCGUGUUUCUCACAUUAAGUAUCUGGGAACUGUAGUUUGCUGGCGUGCAACUGUUAUGCAUCUCUGUAUUGUUGCAUAGUCUGUGUUUUAAUUACAAUGCGAUGAUGACGGAGGACCAAUGUUCGACCUAAUUGGAGACCAAGUUUCAGAGCCGGGCUACAUCUACAGACUUCAGAUCACAAGGUCUCGGCCUAUUGUGACAUGUGUACUAAGGUGCAUAACUGUUGGGUUGAUGGGGCAGGUUAAAAAAAAAACCUUGAACUGGGAGUUCGGAUAGGGGAAAAUCAAUACUACAUAGCGGCCCCUUAUGCCUGAUCACAGGAGAGUUGUCCUGUGGGAACCACAUGCAAACUCUGCUUAUUGAGUCAGGUUCAACUGAAUGUAGGGCUUUCUAUGAUCUGAUUAUAUUCAAAUGAAAACAAACCUUAUCAAGUGACGUGGAAUGGAGAUCUAGAGGCUUCUGAUCAACCAUUAAAUAUCCAUGUCAGUAGCCAAUUUCCCGAGGCUUCUCUUUUUGACUUCUGGAAUUGGUUUAAUAUUGACUGAAAUGUUAUUAAAUUUUUUGCACGUGCAUCCUUUAAACCACAAAUAAUGGCUGCUGACUGUUCCUGGUUUUUAAUCAUUUCAUAAGCUUUUGAACAGAUAAACGGUAAAGCGUCUCACUAGUCUUAUAUAUGGCAGGUUCCAGCCUACAGUAUUCACUGAGUUCACUUGGUCUAUCUGAAGUUUUCUCUAUGAAAUUACAAUUUUAAGUGAAUAGUUUGUAUGGCAAAUGCUUUUUACAGUAUCUAAACUGUGAUGCUUCCAUUGACUUUGGUGCACCAUUCUGCCGAACCAUUCGAAAGUUCCUGUUAGAAAUUAUGGUACCUCCUUUAAUAUGCAUCACACAUUAGAAAGCUUGAUCACUCUGUAAUGUAACUUAUUUUUUCUGUUGGCCAAUCUUUCUCAAAAUUUUCUCCCAUAUAAAUUACCGUCUACCGUUGAGUUAUGCCUCGAAAUCAGAAAAUAAUUACAAUGUGAAGUUGAAGGUGGAGUAGUUGGUGCAGGAGCAUUCAGUAAAUUCAACCACGUGUUUCUUAUAAGAGUGUCGUGAGAUGUGUAUUCAAGAGCAAUCAUUCCUUAAACAGAUUUACAUGGUUUUCUUUCCAGGAUCACUGCAAAGUCAGGCGAUGGACGGGUGAUUCUAUCACGCACGAAAGAACCUCUUUUCUUCAUAUUUGGAAAAGCUCAAGUAGGCGAAGUUACUUUUCUUUAUCUCCUUUCCUUUGUAGGUUUGCAAAUCUUCGUGUCUAUUAAGCAUCUCAUAGAUAUGUGACAACAAUUUACAUUAUAGGGAUAAUAGACUUGAAACAAAUGAGCCAGUUGAACCAUCAAAGAUAAUGGUUGUGAAUGUGAAGUGUCUUGAGUAACUUGUCGGCGUUUCGUCAUCAUUCGAGUUAACUUUCUUCAGUCCAUAACUUUUUUGCCUUACUCCAUACCUUUGUUGGUUGUGACCUGUGAGAAAUACGCGUAAUGAAAUACCAAUGUCGAUUUAGUGCCAAGCUAAUGACUUUCAGUUAUUCAUGCUGCAUUCUAUUCUUUCUAAAUGUUGUUUACUACUGUUUAUAUCAUAGGUGCCUAAGGGACUUGAGAUGGGAAUGGGCACAAUGACAAGGGGUGAGAAAGCAAUAAUAUAUGUCAACCGUCCUUAUCUGUCUCAGUCUACUUUAAUUCCGUCUAUUGAAGAUUAUGAUGAAGUUCAGUUUGAAGUAGAGUUAAUCCAUUUUAUUCAGGUAACUCAUAUCCUUCAUUAUGCUACAUGUUAUCCAUGAUAUAAUUCUACUGUGCAUUAUUAGAAGAAUGUUUCUCUGUGGUGAUUAAUUUGUUUAUAAUUAGCUUCUGACAAGAUCAUUUCCCACACUUUUUUAGGUAGGGUGGUGAUUAAUUUGUUUAUAAUUAGCUUCUGACAAGAUCAUUUCCCACACUUUUUUAGGUAAGGGACAUGCUUGGUGACGGCCGUCUGAUCAAGCGUCGCAUCGUUGAUGGACGAGGUAUUAUAUUGGACCAUUUGAUUGUUAAGUUCAAUUUUUUUUCAUCAGUUUUUCGGGUUCAUUGUUUCUCUUAUCCUCCAUUAGGAUAAGGUGAAGCUACGACAGUAUGACCAACAUAGGAUAUUUUGUAUGUCUCUGCCGUUGGGUUCUAGGAUCAUAAUUUAUAGAUUAAGUUUUCGAGUUGAAGGGAAACUUCAUCUUUGUUGAAAAUCCGGAAUGAAGCUUUUCUGUUAUCAUACCCCUGUAUCCUGCUAUUUUCUUCUAGAUGCUCUUUUAGUUUGGUGAGCAGAUGAUGGUGUUGUAACUUGAUUUCCGUUGUUAUUUUCAUCACAUUAUGUUUUUUUGGGAUUUAAUUUUUCAGAUUACGUGAUAAAAUUAGUUUAGAUAUAUAAGGUUGACAAUUAAUCAGCACCUAAUGGAGUGCUUAUAUUUCCCAUUAUACACGUCAGGAAACCUUCUGUAAACCCUUGCUAUACUAUCAUAUUAUUAUAUUCCCUCUGCUAGUUCCUGUCUUGCUGGGACAAUUCUCAGGUAAGUGCCACAAAUUUCCGGUUUCCACGAUGAAGAUACAUCGAUUUUUAGUCAUUCUGGUUUCUUAAUUCCCAGAACUGGUGGUGCUCAGUGUUUCAACCUGUCAAUAUUUUGGUAUCAGGUUUUGGCUCCUAUUGAUAAGAACUAUUUUUUCUGUCCAUACUAUCUCUGGAAUUGAGCAACAACCUAAGAGAAUCCUAUCUGGUUCUUUAUGUGCUACUAUUCUAAUUGAAAUAGUCUCUAAGAUAUAACUGCUUCUUUAGCCAUCUGUAGUCUAGGUUUUUUAUUCGUUUUCUUUUAUCCUCAAAUCACGAGUAAGAUAGUCACUGCAUUUAUAGAAACUUACUACAAGGAAUCUUAUUUUGACCCGAACGUUGGGCACCUAAUCUCUAAUUGCGACCUCUUUCCCGUAAUUUUCAGUUGGUUGAUUUCUGCAGUAUUUUUUUUACGCUUCCUAAGAUGACUCUUUUUGUUCUUGGGAGACAACAGGUGAAUUUCCAAUGGAUUGCCCGAUUCAUGAUAGUUUACUACGAGUUCAUUAUAAGGGCAUGCUACAUAAUGAUGAGAAGACUGUUUUCUAUGACACGAGAAUCGAUAAUGAUGGUCAGCCACUGGAAUUCAGUUCUGGAGAAGGACUUGUGAGUUUUGACGUUUCUUAGCUCUUUUAUUGUUCGCCAUGCUGAUAAAUUACGCCUUCUCAAUUACCGGAGUUUGGAUACAGAAUCAUGAACGUGAAAUGUCUCUAUGUGACUGAUUGACUAUCGGCUGAUGUUAUUGAUGUUAACUGUUUUUUUUUUUCAAAAUAAUUAGGUUCCUGAGGGACUGGAGAUGUGUGUCCGUCUGAUGCUGCCUGGAGAGAUAGCCCUUGUCACCUGCCCUCCGGACUAUGCCUAUGACAAAUUUGCAAGGCCUGUUUUUAGGUUAAGUCAUUCAGCUGCCCUUUCAGAACAGUCUUGCCAUAAGUAUUAUUAUGGUUUUGCAGGCCUUCCUCCGUUCCAAGGGGUGCUUAUGUUCAGUGGGAAAUCGAGCUACUGGGUUUUGAGAUGCCAAAGGUAAUUAAUAAUAUAAUUUGGUGCAAAAAAUAAAAAACUAAGACCUCUGCCCUUCGGUUAUACUUGUUUUGAGUUGACUCUCAAUGUCAUGUAUAAUUGAAAUUCUUACAGGAUUGGACGGGCUUAACCUUUCAAAAUAUCAUGGACGAGGCAGAAAAAAUAAAAAACACGGUAUGUCUUUAAUUCAGGAACUUUGUAGCGAUAUUUCCAUUACAAUUGAUAGACCUCUGAAAGUUAGGGUUGGGAUCUCCGUCGAGGAGGGUCAUCGGAGCCCCGCUUCCUGUUACAACAAAUGCUGCUAGUGGCGGACCUAUCUGUUUGCCAAUACAAGAAGGGGAUCUCAUUCACCCCUAAUGGGAGGGUUGCCUAUCCUGUAUUUCUAUUAAUUUCGUUUUUUUCACGAUUUAAGUCGGUAAUUAGCUCGCCAAAACUUUAUUUGGACUCAAAAUUUAAGAAGUACUAGUUUUCCGGUAGUUAAAGCCCAGGUAAUCCUUUGUUCUUUGACCGACUGUUGAAAAGCAGCUACCGGACUAGUGUAGGCAUCCAUGUAUUGAUUUUAUAUGCGAUAUAGCUAACGCAAGUGAAUUCUUAUAUUCCAGGGCAAUAGGCUUUUCAAAGAAGGGAAGUUUGACCUUGCGAAGGCAAAAUAUGAGAAGGCAUGUGAUAUUUCGCCUCCUACGCUAUUUCAGAAUUGAUCCAUAUCUGGUCCUCAUUCUUUCCUCUGAUUUGUAGUUCUGUGCUGUCCACCUGCUACCUUGAUGAAUGCUCUUCUGUUAAACUCUAUAAACUGCAUCCGUAGAGGCUUUUUCUCUUUGAGAGUGUGUUUGGGUGGGGGGCGUCUCCCGAUGUUACUGCGUGGAAUUUAAUUUCGGUAUCACCCAUUUGUCCUUCCAUGUGUAUAUAUGGUCAUCCUCAAUGAUGGAUUUUUCUAGGGUAUCCGAGUUUGUAUGAUAAUAUAUCUGUGUGUAUUAUCACUUUCUUCGCGACAGUUUAGAGCCUGAGACUUCUGAGCUAUUGAAUGCUGAUUUCACUGAAGAAGAAGAAAUACUGCUCUCUUCGUUGUUGUUGCCCACGGAUAACAGCCGUUCUCUUUGGAAAUCGACCAUCUCAUAGAAUUAAUGACCUUUGCACUGAUUAGUACCUUUGACUCUAUGCUUUCAUGCGAAAUUUUUCCGCCGCAGGUUCUUCGAGAGUAUAACCAUGUCAACCCACAAGAUGAUGAGGAGGGAAAGAUCUUCUUAAAUUCCAGAGUGAGUCUCUCUGCAUCGUAUAUUGCGGAUCGCGACUCUGCAUCUUGCAUUCAUUACAUCUUGACACCACUUGCAUUCUUCGUCUGUCGGGCUAAUUACUUUGCUCCACCUCCGCAAUCUGCUUACACACCGGCCGGCGCAGGAAUCGCAGAACUCGUCAGAGAGCAACUGAUUCUGCUUGGUCUUUUUUAUUGUUACAGAAUUCUCUCCAAUUAAAUGUGGCAGCUUGUUACCAGAAAAUGGGAGAGCACAGGAAAUCAAUCGAUGCAUGUAACAAGGUAUCAGGAUCUGAAAUAUUCGAUAUUUUUUUUCAAGGGGUGCGAGAUUUCUGAAGAGUCAUAUCCCGUUCCUAAUGAGAUCGUGGGUAGGUAUUGGAAGGGAGCCCGGCCCACGCCAAGGCUUUGUACCGCCGCGGCACGGCCUACAUGUUAGCAGGAGACUUCGAAGAAGCAAGGAGCGAUUUUAAAAGGGUAAGUCUGAUUUAUACGAGCCCCACCUUCUGAUGCAGGAAGUCAACGCCAAGAUGAUCAUCAUUCUCUCUGCCUCCGUCUCUUAGAUGAUGACCGUCGACAAAUCUUCCGAACCCGAUGCCACAGCUGCCCUCCUGAAGCUGAAGCAGAAGGAGCAGGUGAAUCCCUCCCAUGGCGCAUCGUCUCUCUUUUCCUUUGCACAGCCUGUUCACCCUACGAAGCCAUGGAACGCAGGAAGCGGAGAAGAAGGCCAAGAGGCAAUUCAAGGGGCUUUUCGACAAGAAGCCGGGGGAAAUCUCCGAAGUCGGGAAGGACUCUACUACAGACGACUCCCCCGCGGAAUCAGGAAACCUAGACGCCGACGUGGGCGGCGCCGCCGUGGACGAGGGCAGCUACGGCGAGGGAGGUGACCCCUCCGCUGACAGGCCAGGGCUGCUGUCCCGUUUCUGGCCCUCGGGUCGAAGAUUCUUCUCGGGCGUUGGGCUCGCCAAGUGCUCCAUCCUGUAA